CGGGAUCCGCAGCGGCGGCCGUGGCUGAAUCUGUAGGUGAUUCAGAAGAAGCUUCCAAGUUGACUGGUACCCUGUUGGAAGGGGUGCAGAAUAUAUGGACCUCAACUUCAGCAGUUUUUGUUUUAAGUAUUCUCUGACUGGAAUAUCCUGUGUUAGCGAUGGAAACCCCCACCCACAACACUGUGCACCUGAGCGACUGGCAGAAAAGUUACUUUGCUAUUACCUCUGGCACCUGCACAGCUGGACAGAAGGCAGAUGAAUACCGUGCCAAAAUCCUGCAUAUUCAGUAUGCAUGGGCAAACUCCGAGAUCUCUCAGGUCUGUGCUGCCAACCUGUUUAAAAAAUACGCAGAGAAAUACUCUGCAAUUAUUGACUCUGACAACAUAGAGACUGGCUUGAAUAACUAUGCUGAAAACAUUUUGACUCUGGCAAAGUGUCAGCAAAAUGACAGUGACAAGUGGCAAUCUGCCUUGACAACAGAUAAUAUAUUUGAAUUAAAGUGUGUGCAAGAGAGGAUGCAGACUGGCAAAAAUUUCCAAAGCUCUCAGGUGGCACCAACAGAUGCCGGUACACUAGCUGAUAAAGGGGUCAGUUCCUCUGCUGCUCCAGGUCUUCCUAAACUCGGUAUCUUCAGCAGUGCCGGAGGGACUGAGCCCUGUGCUGGCUCAGCAAAAUGUGCAAGUCAGGGACCAGAUCUUCUUGAGCAUCCCUCGUCUUCAAAGUCUCUUCAAAGCAGUGUGCUUCCUGUGACCAGAACUCUGGAUACACUUCCUGCCUCUUCAGCCUCUUUAAACGAACAGGUUCAUCCAGGCUUCCAGGUAACUCCCCUAUUUGGAAGUAAAGAAGCAACAAGUAGCAGUUCUAUGAAAAUGUCAGGUAACUGUGGUGAUGGACAAAAUGUAUCUCUUCCCAAUCAAUCCGCUGUACCUGCAUGGUCCACAAGUUCUGGGAAAAGAAAAGCAUUUUAUGGUCUGGCUGAUGAAGGCAGCACAGCGAUUCCUAACCUCGCACCAUGCCAGGCUUCCAUUAGUAUAGAAACCAGUAGUUUUUCAGGAUAUAGGAACAGAAAUGAAGAGAGCUGUGUUUCUGGUUUUAGAACUGCAAAAGAACAGCUGUGGGUGGAUCAGCAAAAGAAACCUCAAACCCUACCCCAGCGUGCACUGGUCUCAUCAUAUGGAGGUGUAAAAAAAUCACUGGGUGCAGGCAGAUCUCGGGGUCCGUUUGGCAAGUUUGUUCCUCCAGUUCCAAAACAAGAUGGAAAUGAAAGUGGAGGAGCACAGUAUAAACCUCAUACAAGAGGACCAGCAGAUCCAUCGCUGCCUGUAGAUGAACGACUGAAAAACAUAGAACCAAAAAUGGUUGAACUCAUUAUGCACGAGAUCAUGGAUCAUGGGCCUCCUGUCAGUUGGGAUGACAUUGCCGGAGUUGAAUUUGCUAAGGCUACUAUAAAAGAAAUAGUAGUCUGGCCUAUGUUGAGGCCAGACAUCUUCACUGGGUUACGUGGUCCUCCUAAAGGAAUCCUUCUCUUUGGCCCCCCUGGGACUGGCAAGACUCUUAUAGGCAAGUGCAUUGCAUGCCAGUCUGGAGCGACUUUUUUUAGCAUCAGUGCCUCUUCACUGACUUCCAAAUGGGUCGGUGAGGGGGAGAAGAUGGUCCGUGCGCUGUUUGCUGUGGCACGAUGUCAACAGCCAGCAGUGAUUUUCAUUGAUGAAAUUGAUUCUCUGUUGUCUCAGCGUGGAGAUGGAGAGCACGAGUCAUCGAGAAGAAUAAAAACUGAAUUUCUGGUCCAGUUAGAUGGGGCAACAACCUCCUCUGAAGACCGUAUUCUAGUGGUUGGAGCAACAAAUCGACCCCAAGAAAUUGAUGAAGCUGCCCGAAGGAGACUAGUGAAGAGACUGUACAUUCCUCUUCCAGAAGCCUCAGCUAGGAAACAGAUUGUCACCUGUCUAAUGUCAAAGGAGCGCUGCUCUCUAAAUGAAGAGGAAAUUGAACUCAUAGUUAAGAAAUCAAAUGGGUUUUCUGGGGCAGACAUGACACAGCUCUGUCGUGAAGCUUCUCUGGGCCCUAUUCGCAGUCUUCAGUCCAUGGACAUUGCAACCAUCAUGCCAGACCAAGUACGGCCGAUUGCUUUUCUGGACUUCGAGAGCGCCUUCAGGACUGUGCGGCCCAGUGUCUCCUCCAGGGACCUAGAGGUGUAUGAAACCUGGAACCAGACGUUUGGCUGUGGUAGAUAAAUUGCAUUGUAACGGUUUCACAGAAACAUUUCUUUAGCGCUGACGCAUAUAAAACCUGUGAUAAUUCAGAGUACAUUUCUUUUUGUUUCUGUCUUGGAAAUAAGUCUUCUUACGUUGCACAGGCAGAUGUCUAGGCCCUGGCCUGAGGUUUUGCCAACUUAAAAGACAAUGAGAAACUGCUGGUGACAAUAUGAGAAAUUGCUGAACACAAGUAACAGAGUGAGAAGCUGACAAAAAUUACAGGUAGCUGCUGUGAAAGAUGGAUGAAUUUCGCCAGUAUUUAAGGGGAAGAUGGUCAAACCUCACGUAUCAUUGAAGGGAGUAUGGGGGGGAAUCUUGCAAGGCCCACUGCUGUAUCAGUAAUACCAUGCAAAGCUGAGCAGACCAGGUAACAUUAUCAGAAAUUCCAAUUUUGGGUAGGGAUGUAGCAAAACUGGGACUGAUGGGGUAAAGUAGUUAGGGGUGCAUUGUUUGGGAAGAGAUGGGAGCAGAGGAAGGAAAGGGUCAAGGUGGAUCUGGGAAGAACAUGCUUGGAAAAAUAGAAGGGGGGAUAAAAGGGGAUGGUCUCAUGUAAGCAGUGCUCUUGUCUGAGCCUUGUGCCACAUCACUGCAGUCUAUCCCAGCUUAUUAAAUACUUUUUCUGAU
Molecule: messenger RNA, 2879 nt
Organism: Falco peregrinus (peregrine falcon)
Lineage: Eukaryota; Metazoa; Chordata; Aves; Falconiformes; Falconidae
Gene: FIGNL1
Product: fidgetin like 1
Exons: 3
Coding region: 159-2234 (691 amino acids)
Molecular function (GO): ATP binding; ATP hydrolysis activity; microtubule severing ATPase activity
Source: RefSeq, a predicted model, not a curated record